This is a messenger RNA of Penaeus chinensis, 1875 nucleotides long. RefSeq names its product metallophosphoesterase 1-like (gene PGAP5). The coding region runs from base 72 to 1262 and encodes 396 amino acids. Lineage: Eukaryota; Metazoa; Arthropoda; Malacostraca; Decapoda; Penaeidae. Gene Ontology annotation, molecular function: hydrolase activity. The transcript has 10 exons. Gene Ontology annotation, biological process: GPI anchor biosynthetic process. The record is from RefSeq and is a predicted model, not a curated record.
CAAACAGUCAGCUGUUCGCUGUCAGACCGCUGUCGAAGGUUUUGUUAAGUGACAGAGAUUAGAUCAUGUGAAUGAAAUCUUGGAUGAUGGUGCUGAGACGCAGCAAAUAUAUCCUCAAUGUGCGGCUAAUAGGAAAAGUUGCUGCAGCGCUUGCGAGUGUGAUGUGCUAUUGUGAAUUCCUGCACUAUUAUGUUGUGUUGUUUCAAUGUCAUUGGCCAGAACUUGAUCAUGAGUUAAGUGUCCGAGACAUUAAAAAUGAUGCAAGUCCAUUGCACGUUAUGGUCUUGGCUGACACUCACUUGCUUGGAACGAGAAAUGGCCACUGGUUUGAUAAGCUACGAAGAGAGUGGCAGAUGCACCGUGCUUUCCAGUCCUCCAUUACUGUCCAUAAUCCAGAUGUGGUCAUAUUUUUAGGCGACUUAUUUGACGAAGGAAAAUGGUGCAAGCCAAGUGAGUUUGCUGAAUAUGUUCAAAGGUUCCAUGACCUCUUUCGAACUCCUGAAGAAACACAUGUUCUUGUAGCUGUUGGGAAUCAUGAUGUUGGUUUCCACUACAGCCUGAAUCCAUACCUGGUGAACCGAUUCGAAGCCGUUUUUGCCACUGGGCUAGUGGCUCUGAAGCAGAUAAAAGGAGUCACCUUUGUCACCAUUAACAGCAUGGCCUUGGAGGGGGACGAGUGCUUUCUGUGUAAGCCUGCCUCAGACAAAAUAAAAAUCAUUGGACGACAGCUCAGAUGUGCUGCUGGUGAUAUGGCAGCCUGUCAAUACUGGAAGAGUUCACAACUGCAACAGUAUAGUCAGCCUGUCAUAUUACAACAUUAUCCACUUUACCGUGAAUCAGAUAGCAUUUGUAGUGAAGUGGAUGAAGCACCAGAAGACAUCAAACAUUUACUGUUCAGAGAACGCUGGGAAUGCAUAUCUAGGGAUGCAACAGAAACUCUCUUUGAAGAACUCUCCCCAAGAUUGGUUCUCAGUGGCCACACUCACCAUGGCUGCCAUGUGAAGCACAACACAAGUAAAGGAACAACAGUUGAUGAAUACACAGUUCCAUCCUUCUCGUGGCGAAACAAGGAAAAUCCGACUUUUUCUAUGUUAACAAUAACUUCCAACAACUUCAGCAUUUACAAGUGCCAGAUGCCAAAAGAAAACACAGUUAUUGCUAUCUACGCUUUUUCUGCUAUACUUCUUGUGUUGUGGAUUGCUGCAAAGAUUGUGAAGACUCGUGGCAUUCUUUACACUAAGGUUGAGGGUCAUAUUGAUUGACCCUCAGGGAAUGUAAUGUUAGUUAUAUCUUCUCUUGGUCAGAGUUGAUAUUGGAAGAAGAAUGUUUUUUUUUUUUUUUUUGUUUAUACUUAUAUUUAUUGUUAUUGAUAUUAUUUUCAUUAUUAUUAUUAUUAUUAUUAUUAUUAUUAUUAUUAUUGUUAUUAUUAUUGCUAUUAUUAUUUUUGCUAUUAUUAUUGCUAUCACUAUUACUAUUGAUGAUAUUGUCAUUAUUUGUAUAUAUAUUCAUGUAUUCAGUGAUAAUUUGCAGUCCUAUAUUAGUAUGAUAUAUCUUGUUCAGUAUAAAUCACUAAAUAAAUCUUAAGGUUAGUUAUGUUGCUUGUUAAGCAGAUGCAUGUCAUUCAUUCAUCAGGUAGUCUGAGGUUGCUGAGAUGGAAAAGAGGUAGAUUGAGGUUGCUGAGAUGGAAUGAGAAAGUACUCUGAUGUAUAUUUAUAAAUUGUGUUGAUUUUAUGUAUGGCAUAUUUAUAAAUGGUGUUGAUUUUAUUUAUGGCAUAUUUAUAACUUUGUACGCUAUUAUUUAUCAUGUAUUUAUGUGCAUAUUUAGAGAUAGUAAGGUGUAAUUAUCACAGAGAAGUAAUAAAAACAAGAACCACA